AUGAGUUAUGACGGUUAUUAUAUUUAUGGAUGCUAUUUUUCUACCAGCUGUCAUCGCAACACCAAAUUUUAUACUGAUCCUGUUGAAGCUGUGAAAGAUAUACCCAAUGGAGCAACUAUACUUGUUGGUGGUUUUGGGUUGUGUGGGAUUCCUGAAAAUCUCAUUGGGGGUUUGCUGAAGACUGGAGUAAAGGGAAUAACAGCAGUCAGUAAUAAUGCAGGUGUUGACAAUUUUGGACUUGGUCUUCUGCUUCAGACUAAGCAGAUAAAACGCAUGGUGUCAUCAUAUGUUGGAGAGAAUGCAGAAUUUGAACGCCAGUAUUUAGCUGGCGAGCUUGAAGUUGAGCUUACACCUCAGGGUACGCUCGCUGAACGUAUUAGAGCAGGAGGAGCAGGAAUCCCAGCGUUUUACACCAGUACCGGCUAUGGGACAUUGGUGCAGGAAGGGGGUGCGCCUAUCAAAUACAACACUGAUGGCACCAUUGCCAUUGCCAGCCAGCCAAGAGAGGUGCGAGAGUUUGACGGCCGUCACUUUAUUCUGGAGAAGUCAAUUACAGGAGAUUUUGCUCUUGUGAAGGCAUGGAAGGCUGAUCGUGCAGGAAACAUCAUUUUCAGGAAAACUGCAAGAAACUUCAACCAACCCAUGUGCAAAGCGGCCAAGACAACAGUGGUAGAGGUAGAAGAAAUUGUUGAUAUAGGAGCAUUUGCCCCAGAAGACAUUCAUGUUCCCAAAAUCUAUGUUGAUCGUCUGAUACAAGGAGAGAAGUUUGAGAAGAGAAUUGAACGCUUAUCAAUCCGAAAGCCUGAAGACUCAAAAGCCAAACAAAAACAAGGAGACAAUGUGAGGGAGAGGAUCAUCAGACGGGCUGCUUUAGAGUUUGAAGAUGGCAUGUAUGCUAAUCUGGGUAUUGGAAUCCCACUGUUGGCCAGUAACUUCAUCAGUCCAGACAUAACUGUUCACUUACAGAGUGAGAAUGGAGUCCUGGGUUUGGGUCCUUAUCCACUUGAAAAUGAAGUAGAUCCAGACCUGAUUAAUGCAGGUAAGGAGACAGUCACUGUUCUUCCAGGUUCUUCAUAUUUCUCUAGCGAUGAAUCAUUUGCAAUGAUAAGAGGAGGCCAUGUUGAUUUGACAAUGCUUGGAGCUAUGCAGGUGUCUAAGUACGGUGACCUGGCCAACUGGAUGAUUCCUGGUAAGAUGGUGAAAGGAAUGGGGGGUGCCAUGGACCUGGUAUCCAGUGCACAGACCAAAGUGGUUGUCACCAUGGAGCACUCGGCCAAGGGCAAUGUCCAUAAAAUUUUGGAGAAGUGCAAUUUACCACUUACUGGGAAACAGUGUGUAAACCGCAUCAUUACAGAGAAGGCUGUGUUUGAUGUGGACAAGAAGAAGGGAUUGACCCUUGUGGAAAUCUGGGAAGGACUGUCAGUGGAUGAUAUCAAGAAAAGUACUGGCUGUGACUUCACAGUUUCGCCAAAACUGAUACCAAUGAGGCAGAUUUAA
Molecule: messenger RNA, 1497 nt
Organism: Opisthocomus hoazin
Lineage: Eukaryota; Metazoa; Chordata; Aves; Opisthocomiformes; Opisthocomidae
Source: RefSeq, a predicted model, not a curated record